Molecule: messenger RNA, 6077 nt
Organism: Aethina tumida (small hive beetle)
Lineage: Eukaryota; Metazoa; Arthropoda; Insecta; Coleoptera; Nitidulidae
Gene: Ubr3
Product: E3 ubiquitin-protein ligase Ubr3
Exons: 18
Coding region: 271-6006 (1911 amino acids)
Biological process (GO): ubiquitin-dependent protein catabolic process via the N-end rule pathway; protein ubiquitination
Cellular component (GO): ubiquitin ligase complex; cytoplasm
Molecular function (GO): ubiquitin protein ligase activity; zinc ion binding
Source: RefSeq, a predicted model, not a curated record
UCGCAACGAAAACCCAAACACUGACCCGUCAAUUGUCUCUCUCCGAUCCGUGUGCGAUAGACAGAGACGGUGCGAAAGUUUUCAUGACAGCCAUUUCAACUUGCCGUUGGUUCGGACAGUCGUGAAAUCGGAAUUUGAAGUGCGUUUUUUUUCUCGAUAAGUAACACGGGGUGUGGGUGCGUGCGUUGUGUGAACGGCGACGACCCGAGCAUCGCAAUGGAAUAAAAUUUCGGGCGUCGCUUGACGGUGACAUGAGAAUAAUAUAGCGCGAUGGCCUCCAAUUCCACGUUCGAGGUAAAGGUGCUGAUGGCCAAGGGCAAGCGGGCCACCGCCGCCUAUGUACUGGCCAGCUGCAGCACCACCACCAACUCGAAGCCCCUGAACGAAGUGCUCGACAACGUCCUCAACCCCGCCAAACCGAUCUACGAAUGGGAGACCGUCGACUGGUGCAAGUGGCUCAUGGCCGGGGGCAGAACGCCCGACGAAUUCAGCAAUAUAGUGAGAGCAUACGAUAACGCGACGACUUGCGGUUUGGUCUGGACGCCGAACUUUGUCGCGUACCGAUGUCGCACGUGCGGCAUCUCCCCCUGCAUGUCGCUGUGCACCGAGUGCUUCAAGAAGGGCAACCACCAACGCCAUGACUUCAACAUGUUCCUGAGCCAGGCCGGCGGUGCCUGCGACUGCGGUGACACGUCGGUGAUGAAGGAAACCGGAUUCUGCGACCGACAUGGACCUAACAAGGCGUCGAGCAAGGGCAAGGCGCCGUCAGAUCUAAUGUGCGUGGCGGAGGCGAUGAUGCCCCGUAUCAUACUCCGUCUCAUACAACAUCUGAGGGAGAACAGCCGUUCGGCCAGCACGGACGCUUACAAGGCCGCCAUCCAGGACGCCGAAAUGUACAUCACGAUGUUGUUGGAAUUCAACAAUAUGGGUGGACUGAUGCGUCGCGUUAUGACUUCCGCCCUCACUAAUCCGCAGAAAUACCGGGUUCUGAACGAGGUGCCAGAAAAUCCUAGCACCGAGUACGCACAGUACUUGCAUGAGUCGCGUACAAUUUACGAGGAGGCAUUGAAAUCUCUGCCGAACCCCCAACCGAUAGACGACUACCGCGACUGUCCGUCGCUCCGGGAGCAACUCGUCCACCGCACGCUGCUCGAGGAACUCGUUUUCUGGACGGUCAAGUUCGAGUUUCCCCAGAAGGUAGUCUGUUUGCUACUCAACAUGCUGCCGGAUCCCGAUUACAAGGAGGCGCUGACAAGAUCGUUCGUGCUACACUACAGUCGCAUCUCGAUGAUGCUGGAAAAGUCGCCGGAUCCGGACACGCUGAGUAAUCGCGUGGUGCACGUCAGCGUGCAGCUGUUCUCGAACGAGGGACUGGCUCUGCGCAUGACCGAACAGCUCAAUCUUUUGCACGUUAUGGUCGUCAGCCUCAAGUACAUGAUGAGCAAGAUCCUAAUACAGAAUUUACUACACGAUCCGCAAAAGAACUUUCAUUUCGUGGUUGAUUGUGGCAAGCCGGUGAUGAAGGACCACUGCUAUUGGCCGCUGGUCUCCGAUUUAAACAAUGUUCUCUCACAUCGUCCGGUCGCCCUCAAGUUCAUGGCCGAUGACACGUUGCUCGAAAUGUGGUUUGCAUUCCUCGGCGUCUUUCAAGGCAUGAACGUCAAUCAACGCGAACUCAGUCAACAUGUUGAAUUUGAACCGAACACAUAUUACGCCGCUUUCAGCGCCGAACUAGAGGCGAGCGCUUACCCCAUGUGGGCGCUCGUUUCCCAUCUCACCGACUCUUCAACCGCCGAACUGACCCGCAGAGUUCUUACUGCUUGUUUAAACGAACUAAAAGACUGGCUAGAUGCCAUCAACUUCACUAGUCCCAGUGUGAGCGACAGUUUGCAAGUGUCGUUCCAUUUGCCGUUGCAUCGCUACCUCGCCGUUUUCCUGUGCCAGGCGGUAGCAAAGCAAGGCAUCACCUUAAACGAGGUACUUCCCCCGUCGGACAUACUCAAUCUGCUGAUGAUGCAUCCGCUUCGCGUACAAGUUGCCUUCUAUGAAAUUCUGAACGGUCUGUGGGUGCGAAAUGGACUGCAGAUCAAAGGCCAAGCCAUGACAUACAUCCAAUGCAAUUUCUGUAACUCUAUGGUCGAUGCGGACUUGUAUCUGCUGCAGAUUUGUUGUACCCGAAUACCGGCUGAUACUUUCCUGAACAUUGUCAUAGAAAAAUUUCAUAUAAAAGAAUGGAUGAGUUUAUCCCCAUACCAAGCGCCUCAAAACGCCUAUUUGGAAGGCGAACAUGAUACUCCGAUGCUCGAAAGUUUCCUUACGUUCCUCGCGACGCUGGUGAGCGUGCGCACCAACCUAGGUUUACCCGAAACCGCCCUGAAUCGUCUCGAAAUGGUCACGUUGCUUUGCAUGGGCGACAAGACACAUUCGCAGCUGAUGGAACUGAUGCCCGAACGUUGCGGCACCUCGCAGAGCCGCGAUUUUGAAUCUCUGUUGGCCGAAGUGGCCGACUAUAGGGCGCCAGCUUUGGAGGCGAGCGGCAACAUGCAGCAGGGCAUGUACGUGCCCAAAGCGAAAGUGUGGGAGCUCCAGUACGAUCCCGUCCACGUUUUGUUGCGUGCCGUACACAGAAGAGACUUCCAAACAUCUAUGGAUCGAUACACCGAAUAUGCGAGGUGUGCCAAUAAAUUGAAAGCAGGCACGAGUCCCUGGCCUCCGUUCAGAAGCCCGGCCGAAUGUGGCGAAGCCUACGAAGAUCCGCGACAUAUUUUGAGGUCUAGGGUGUUCCACGCGGCCGCUCUGGUUGUUCUGUAUAAGGCGGUGCGCGGACACGUCAACGAACACGUGAUGGCUUUGGUCGUUUUCCUGUUGGAACAGGCUGUCAUUGUGUCUGAUCAAAAAGACGACAAAGACAAGAAAAUGUGUCCAAGCGGACCACAACCACCACGCAUGCUAGCCGACAUGGAUUUAACCAACUGGUUCGUCGGCGAUUGUCUCUUCGACAAUCUUCGUACAGAGAUCAGCAGAGUAUUCCUCUCGCAAGAACCUGAAGUGUCACCCAUCACGUACAGCUCUGACAGCGAUCCCGAUUGGGACUCGACGGAAGCGGACGCCGAGAUUGCGGAGAUGGCCCACAUAAUGCUUAAUGAACCGGCAGUCGGCUGGCAGGUCGACAUGGUCCAAGAUUCAUCCGGUAUAAGUGAUGUAAUGCUCUAUCGACCGCCGGCCGACUCACCACGGCCUUAUCCCGCUCUUCCUUCUUCAUCCACGUCCACUUCGUCCGUCUCUACACCGAUGGAGGUGGACCGCGUGACCACGGUCGCCACUGAUGCUGACAUCGAAUCUCCCACCGCAGAAACGCCGACCGAACGUCCGGCUCUACCUCCACCAGUUACUAUUCCGGCAUUGACAUCCAGUUCGGAACGGAGGUGGCCCCAAGAUUUGUCUGUACUAACCAGACUCGGUUCGGAUAUGGCACUCGUGCCGUCUACGUCGAAAGCACACCGAAAGAAAUACCCGUUGAGACGAAGACUGACUGUCGAGGGCGCCACGAGCAAUCCGCCCUCGGUAAAAGUGAAUGAAAGCGUGAUAUCUUUGCUCCUCCGUCUGCAUUCGCAACUUUCCUGCAUGCCGGAUAGUUUUGGAUUAGAAGCGGAUGAAGGAGGUCAAGCAGCGUCGUCGUCCACAGAGGACGUACCUCCGAUCGGCGACGGCACCUACUACAUCGGCCGGUUGUUGCGUCGUAUUGCGGCAGCCGACAGCAACUGUCUCCAGUAUAUAAGGGAGACGCGGAUGCGGCUGUGGCCGUCGCAGGAAGUGCGUGAGGAGGCCAAAAAACAGAAGGAGAACCAGGAACGAGAGGAGAGAAGGAGGAGGGCAAAGGAGAGACAGCAAAAGCUAAUGCAGGAGUUCGCCAACAAACAGAAGCAAUUCAUGGAGAAGGCGAUGGAGACGGAGGAGAAUGAGACUAGGACAGAAGGCGAGGAACCGAUUCUCGUUAGCAAACAGGAAUACGACUGUGUUAUUUGCAACCAAAGUACUCCAAGCACCGAAGAUAACCCGAUGGGUCUGGUCGUUUUAAUUCAGGCAACCAGCGUUAUCGGUCAUAGGCGGAAGUGCGGUCAACCCGAGCGGUCCGUUUUGCCGACCUGCGAGGAGGAACGUGAACAACUUCGAAAAGACGACACUCUGGCGGCGGAGUUCGAUCGCCGCGUCGAAGAGCUCGACUGCCACUUUGAUCCUCAAUCGUGGUUCCUGUCGGUGAACUCUGGCUGGGACGGCGGUGUGCACGUUCAAACUUGCGGCCACCAUCUCCAUUUAGACUGUCUACACGCGUACCUGUUAUCGCUGAGGUCGCAGCAAAGACAAAUAAAUCUUUUACAUGAGAAGGGCGAAUAUUUAUGUCCGUUGUGUCGACAAUUGGCUAACUCUGUGCUGCCGUUGUCGCCACAACUCGGUGACAAGGCUCAAAUGGUCAGAUCCAGACCAUCUAGCAUGACUCAGGUUUUGGACGAGCUCAGUGAAUUUUUAAAAGAAAACGACCAACGACCCAGCAAUUCGAAUAUGGCUGAGGCCAUAGGCAAGGUGAUGGAGGAUAUGUCCAGCAGCACUCAAUUGAAGCCACUUUUUAAACCGAAAUUCGACAAACCUAUAUCGCAAAGCCUGUUCCUGUUUGUCACGUCGAUUGCUCGUACCAAUUUGGAAGUCGAACUGGUGCAGCGCGGUGGUUCUCUAGUUUUAUCGUCCACUAAUCCGCCCAAUCCGUUGCUGCCUAAACGCGACUGCAUUGUACCUUUAUUGCACGUUUUGGCCGUCCAUGCGCGUGUUGCGCGAGUUUUUGCCAUGUGGCCGGCUUGGAUGACGUUCCAACAGUUGUGCGGUCUCCCACCAAAAACUCCUACGACGUCUUUGGCACCGAUUGAACGAGAAGUUCCCUUACUUAUUCGUGAUCCCACCGCUCUCUUGCUGCAAAUGCUUUUACUUCUUCCACUGCACCUUGAUCAAACGUAUUUUACUACAAUGGUCCAGAUGGUGUACAAUUUACUCUAUUACCAAGUAGUAACACAAGUGUCCUUCGGCUUGACAAACGCAGAACGUAUGCGAGCCGCAAACUUAAACAACGAAGGCGAAUCGAUUAAAAACUUGUCGGACGCUUUGGGCCUCAUUAAUUCUUGUUUGGGCGACACAGAAUUUUAUAUGGAAGAUGACAGUUCCGGUGAGAGUAGCACUAAACCCCAAGUAAACAUUGUCGCCUUAGAACAACAGGUUCAAAAGUUAUGUUUGCCGUUCCUGCGGAUCGCCGCCCUUCUUAAGCACCACCUGUACCAACAACCGUUGCCCGACAUCCGAACCCCGGCCAGCGAAUUCGUUCGUCUGGUUUACUAUCUGGAACUGGUGACCGAGUCGAUGGAUUGGGAAUGCUUCAACGCGGCGGUGGCCCUGAAUUGGCCGGCCUCGACGGACAUGAGCUCCGCAUCGCCGCGCAGCUGGUUCGCACAGUUCGGCGUGUUCUCCGCGAAGAGCCAGAUCGCUGCCCAGGGAUUUCUCAGCGAACAACAUCUCGCCUGGCAUCCGCCGCGGCUUCUGCAACUGCCUAGGGAGUACGAGAAAAUAUUCACGUAUUACCACGAAAGGCCGUGCAGCCAGUGCCACAGCGUUGCGCAGGAGACCAGCAUUUGUUUGUUGUGCGGCACGAUCGUGUGUCUGAAACAGAACUGUUGCAAACAGCAGAACGUGUGCGAGGCGGUGGCGCACGCCCAGGAGUGCGGCGCCGGCACCGGUGUCUUUCUCGUCGUCACCUCCACCUACAUCAUCGUGAUCCGUGGUCAUCGAGCCUGUUUGUGGGGCUCGCUCUAUUUGGAUGAUUUCGAGGAGGAGGACCGAGACUUAAAACGUGGUAAACCGUUGUACCUCAGCAAAGACAGGUAUCAGCUAUUGGAACAGCAGUGGUUGGCACAUAGGUUCGACCACACGAAAAAGACAUGGGUUAUGCACAGGAAUGCACUGUAAAAUAUUAAGGACGAUUAUUGCGCUCGUUAAUGGAUAUUUUUUUAACACGAAAUAAAGGAUAAUUCUAUUGA